Messenger RNA from Pocillopora meandrina, 1386 nucleotides. The record is from the annotation of a GenBank genome assembly. Lineage: Eukaryota; Metazoa; Cnidaria; Anthozoa; Scleractinia; Pocilloporidae.
AUGUUCCCCUACAAGCUGCUUUGUACUUUGCUUUGUGACACCGGAAAUGCUCGGGAUGCUCUUUAUGCUGAGGAGUUGGGUCGAGCUAGAGGCCUAUCAGACUUAAUGGCAGAGAAGUACUCGGUUGAAACGCACAUCUCUACUAAUCCACAAUCUUGGGUUGGCAUUGAGAACAUUUUAAGAAAGAAAAAUAACUGUACUUGUCUGUACAUUUCUUAUUUUCAGAAUCGUCUGCAUUUGUGGAUCUUGAAAACAAGUGGAGUCCUUCACUAUAGAAGAGUAUCACCAGAAGAGAAUCUAGUUCAAGCUGGGUUGCCCAAAGAAUUGUCUUUGAGUCAAUUUUUGGAUGAUAAUUUCCAGAGUCUUGGUAUUUUGCCUACUAAAGAUUGUGAAGAUCGGUCUUUAAAUACGAUUAAACUGCAACCUCUCUCCCCCGCACAAAAGAGCUCAGCAAGAUUGCGACUCGUGGAGGAGGACGAAGACGAGGACGUGGACGAAAAAGUGAUUUCAAGUCUAUCUUUGUGUUACAAAAUGUUUAUUGCUCCCGUUAAUGAUUUUCUCGAGGAGCCUGAAGUCAUUAUUGUUCCUGACCGCAGGUUGUACAAAGUUUCUUUUGCUGCCCUGAGUGAAAAGGAGGGAGCCGAAUACCUAUCGGAGACUCAUAAGAUCCGUGUCAUUCCUUCUUUGACGACGCUAAAGAUCAUUCAAGAUAGUCCAGAGGACUAUCACAGCAACACUGGUGCCUUGAUUAUAGGCAAUCCCAAGGUUGAUGGGCUGCAACCAUUGCCAGGUGCAAGAAAGGAAGCGGAGAUGGUCGGACGACUGGUGGGUGUUCCACCUCUAGUUGAAGAGAAAGCAACGAAGCAGGCGGUACUUGAGCGGAUAAGUUCAGUGAGCUUGAUACACUUUGCUGCCCAUGGUAACGCGGAAAGAGGAGAAAUUGCACUCUUCCCCAUUCCUACUCCCAACAGUGGAAACGCUAUCCCACCGAAGGAAGCUUACAUGUUGACGAUGGCUGAUGUCUCACGAGUGAAAGUCAGAGCUAAACUGGUGGUACUUAGCUGCUGUCACAGUGGAAGUGGAGAGAUAAGAGCCGAAGGAGUUAUAGGAAUUGCCCGUGCGUUCUUAGGAUCUGGUGCUCGCUCUGUAUUGGUAGCGCUGUGGACCAUUCCAGACUCAACUACAGAGAAGCUGAUGGGUCGGUUCCACGAACACCUCAUUGAAGGAGAAAGUGCCAGUGAAUCCCUUCAUCAGGCCAUGAAGUGGAUGAGAAAAAACGGCUUGAACAAAAUGUCUGAGUGGGCGUCGUUUACGCUGAUUGGAGAUGAUGUGAGACUCGAGUUUGACAAGCAGCGGCAAGACUCAGUGAGAACAGGUAUUUCAUAA